Messenger RNA from Stereum hirsutum FP-91666 SS1, 1261 nucleotides. Its product is annotated as developmentally regulated GTP-binding protein. The record is from RefSeq and is a predicted model, not a curated record. Gene Ontology annotation, biological process: cytoplasmic translation. NCBI's taxonomy places the organism in Eukaryota, Fungi, Basidiomycota, Agaricomycetes, Russulales, Stereaceae. Gene Ontology annotation, cellular component: cytoplasm. Gene Ontology annotation, molecular function: GTPase activity; GTP binding. Bases 47 to 1147 code for a protein of 366 amino acids. The transcript is spliced from 21 exons.
CCGAUCCACUCUUCUUGUCUCCAACAAAGCUCCUCUGACGAUCAAAAUGGGUGUCGUAGAAAAGAUCAAGGAGAUCGAGGAGGAGAUGGCGAGGACCCAGAAGAACAAGGCGACCGAAUACCAUCUGGGUCUUCUCAAGGCUAAGCUCGCUCGGUAUCGAGCGCAGCUUUUGGAGCCACCCACGAAAUCAGGGGGUGCUGGUGUAGGGUUCGAUGUGCAAAAGUCAGGGGAUGCUCGAGUUGCUUUGAUUGGCUUUCCAUCGGUCGGGAAGUCCACACUUCUCGGUAAAGUCACCCACACGGCCUCGGAAGCUGCUGCCUACGAAUUUACAACUUUGACCGCCAUUCCGGGAGUGCUAACAUACGAUGGGGCGCGGAUACAGCUUCUAGAUCUACCAGGAAUCGUGGAGGGUGCGAGUCAAGGCCGUGGUCGUGGUCGACAGGUCGUAUCUACAGCUAAGACGGCUGACCUUAUCCUGAUUAUGCUGGACGCAACCAAGUCUGAGGAACAACGGCGAUUACUCGAGAUCGAACUGGACGCAGUCGGCAUCAGGUUGAACAAGCAAAGGCCGGACGUAGUGUUCAAACGAAAAACUACCGGAGGGAUCACGUUGACUGCGACCGUGAAACUAACUAAGACGGACGAGAAGACAAUUCGAACAAUUCUUGCCAGCUACAAGCUACACAACUGUGACGUUAUGAUUCGUGAGGACAUCACGACAGACGAGUUUAUCGACGUGCUGAUCGGAACACGGAAAUACAUUCCCUGUCUAUAUGUUUACAACAAGAUCGACGCAAUCAGUCUGGAACAGCUCGAUAAACUAGCUCACGACGAUCAUACCGUCGUCAUCAGCUGUGAGAUGGGCCUCAACCUGGAAUAUCUCAUCGAACGCAUCUGGGACGACCUCGACCUCGUCAGAGUCUAUACGAAGAAACGAGGAGCGCAUCCGGAUCUCGACGACCCGGUAUGUAUGCGGAAGGGAUCAACGAUCGAGGAUGUGUGUAAUGGGAUCCAUAGGUCGCUGGUCCCAAAUUUCCGGUAUGCUAUCGUUUGGGGCAAGUCAUCGAAAUUCUCGCCACACGGACAGAAAGUCGGAAUGGCCCAUCUGGUGCAGGACGAAGAUGUUGUUUCCAUAUUCACGAAGUAGAUGUCGCUAUGUCGUCCCUAUCGACUCGAAGUUGUUUUGAAAGAGAUGUUCAAGUUUGUAGCUGUAUGUACUUGUUGUAUACUUUCGCACGCGAUUCAAAACAUGCUCGCUUUC